Molecule: messenger RNA, 1233 nt
Organism: Rasamsonia emersonii CBS 393.64
Lineage: Eukaryota; Fungi; Ascomycota; Eurotiomycetes; Eurotiales; Trichocomaceae
Exons: 1
Coding region: 1-1233 (410 amino acids)
Source: RefSeq, a predicted model, not a curated record
AUGGCUAACAAUCAGAGAAGAAACUCGUCGAUUUCCCGCAGCAAUAGCCAACGGUCUGAAUCCGGGAAGAAUGGCAACGGACAACGGAGUCGACAAAAUUCCCAGUCCCAGCAGCAAGAAACGACUACGACGACGUCGACGUCGACCACGACAACGUCUAUGUCUAUGUCACCAUCUUCAAAGCGUCAGAGAAAGACUCAGCCACCGUCGUUGUCAAUUCCCCCGAAUCAGCAGAGCAGACUUUUUAUACCGCUGACGCCGUCAGCGACAACACCAACGUAUGCGGCUGUCGCGGCAGCUGCGUCUGCUUCUGCACCGUCUUCUCCUGCCACCCCUUAUGUGCGAUCCAAAAGGUAUAGUCCUGGUCUACCGCGCAUAGGCAGCUUGCAUAUUAACAGCCCCUACCCAUCACAGCCUGCCUCGGCCCGACCCAGACUGGGAGCCAUCCCGGAAGAAGAGCCCGAAGACGGACAUCAGUCCGCACAAAAGAACGCACCUCCCACUCGCUCCGUAUCCUUUGCUCGCAGAGCAUCCCGGUCACGGUCUCGCCGGAGGCAUUCAGACAGCCGAGUCCACCGCGUCGGAGACAAGCACUACUCCCUGCAGGGCUACGCCGCGCAGACAGGGCCCUUCGCACCGGGGAGCAUCAUCCGGGUGCCGCAUUUCGAGCAGCACGGCACCACCUCGUACCCGUCCGACUGGAAGCACAGGCUCGAAACGGAGGACAUGGGCGACAUCUGCUUCAAGUGGCGGCGCAUGGUGGUCGUGACGGUGCACAAGGGCCACCACGUCUGCCUGCCCAUCUACACCUUCAACGGUCGGGGUGUCGAUCCGGAGAAUGGGAAGGGGGGGCAGUACCGCGAUCCGGACGAGUACGUCCCUAUCCUCGACCACCGCAUUAACAUCCCCAAGACGCCUAGUGGCAUCGUAAUCAAAACGCGCUUCUUCAAAGACGACGUCCUCCCGCUACACGAGUCGUCCGUCAUCGCCCUGACGUACCCCAUCUCGCGGCGCGACGACUGCAUAGCCAUCCUCGAGGGCAGAAUCCGGGCAUCGUCGACCCGGCUCCUGCUAAGGCUGUACAUGAGGCAGAUGAUGAAGAGCAUCUGGAUGUGGCGCAGCAAGGAGUCUGGGGCGUUGUUCCCCAAGGAUCAUCUGAACGAAAAGUCGCACGUGUUGGAGUUUAUUGCUAAUGAGAUUGCGAGCUGUGAGGUGCAUGAUGAUUCGGAUUGA